AUGGCGGAAGACAUUAAGGGUGCCAUGCCUGGGUUCAAGACGCAAUCCUUGCACCUCUCCGGCAGCCCAAAGAAGGAGCACGUGGUGGGCUCUACGGCCAAAGUUCAGCCGGAGCUGAAGAAGGUGAAGGACCUCUCCUUGACCACCCACGACCUGGAGGGGGCGCAGCCCAAGGCGAAAGUCUUUACCACAACAAGAACGACCAACCCAUUGACACCCAGGUACAACUUGCAGUCCACCGAGAAGCGGCCUCCAACCCCCACCUCCCAGCGCGUGCACGACGGCGCCUUCCGGGAGACGAUGGACUUCAAGGCCAACUCAACCUCGAGAAUACCAACUCGGGACUACAGCUACAACCCAGCAGAUGGCCGUGACGUUUGGCUGUCCCAGCCCAACAUCAAGAACCGAACAGGCUGCCCCACGCCGAGAGACACCAUGAGGACAUGGAUCUUCCGUUGCCAUGUGAGCCUCACGUUGACCAGCAGCUUUGAUGCAGGCGUGGGAUGUGGCCUGAUGGCUUCCAACAUCAAGGUCUUCCUGCGGGUGCGCCCCGGCAAGGCAGCGCCCGGGUUCAAGGCCAACUCUGAGCAAGGAGUCGUGAGCUUUGAGCUUGAGAAAACCUCGCCAGAGCAUGAGGUCAACAACCAGAAGACUUUGUACAACUUUCAAUUCGAUGGCGUCAUGGGGAUGGACACCAAGCAGCAGGAUGUGCUCGAUAUAGUUGCCCGACCUGUGGUGGAGGAUGUUCUCAAGGGCGUGAACGGCACCAUAUUUGCCUAUGGACAGACCGGUAGCGGCAAGACAUUUACCAUCACCGGGGGCACGGAGCAUUACGAGCAGCGUGGACUGAUCCCCCGGACGCUGAGGUUGAUGUUUGAGGCAUUCCGCAAGGGGCCAGCUCAGUAUCGGAUGUACAUAUCCUACCUGGAGAUUUACCAGGACAGUGGGUAUGAUUUGCUCCGUGAUGACAGCGCUCGGAAGCUGGAAGACUUGCCCAAAGUGGUGCAGCGCGAGGACGAAGAUGGGAACAUGCACUUGCGUAACCUCUCCGUGAACCUGGCCGCCUCAGAAGAGGAUGCCCUGAAUCUCCUAUUCUUGGGCGACACAAACCGAGUCGUGGCAGAAACUCCAAUGAAUGAUGCGAGUACUCGCUCGCAUUGCCUCUUCAUCAUUUGGGUGGAUUCCACGCAGGAAGGCAGCGAUGUUGUGCGUCGCUCCAAGCUCCACUUGGUGGAUCUGGCCGGGAGUGAGCGGGUUUCUCAGACUGGGGUCAAUGGCAAGCUGCUGCAGGAAGCCAAGGCUAUCAACCUGUCGCUCCACCACCUGGAGCGUGUGAUUGUAGCUCUGCACUCCCGCACCAAGGGCACCCAGGUGCAUGUCCCCUACCGAGAUUCCAUGAUGACCAGCGUGCUCAGGGACUCCUUGGGAGGAAAUUGCCGAACCACCAUGGUUGGCUGCAUUGCUGCUGAGGCCUCCAAUCUUGCCGAGUCCAUCUCGACAUGCCGUUUUGCCCAGAGGGUCGCCCAGAUUACCAACAAUGCCCGCGUGAAUGAGGAGCUGGACCCCAGUCUGCUGAUUGCGCGCCUGAAGCGUGAGGUCUCCGAGCUGAAAGAGGAGGUGAGGGUCGCGCGCAUGAGCGAGGAUGGCCAAGAGUCUGAGGUGAUCACACCAGAGGCGCUCGAUCAUUGCAAAGCUUUGGUUCAGCAAUACGUCGCGAAAGGUGUGGAGUCUGAGGAGCCCUUCAUGUGCGGCUCCAUCGAAAGGCUCCGUGCUUCCUUCAAGAUUCUGCGGGACAUGUGCCUGGAUCAUCCAGGCGAAUUGCCAGCUGCAGAUGAAGGACGCGCGGCGGCACUGGAGGCAGAGAUCAAGAAGAUGAAGCUCGAGGUGGCCCAGCGAGACCAGGAGAUUGCGGUAAUGGUCAAGAUGCUGACCAAACAGCGUGGAGCUGAGCGACCCUUCAUCGCGGCCCAUCAAGCCACGCAGCCAGCGCCGACGGUCGAGCUGAACCAAACAAGGCCGCUGGUCACACAGGCGGCUGAGAGCUCGCCCCUGGCGGCCACCACCAAAGUGCCGGAGGCUUCGCCGAAGGCGCCAGAGGCAGGGAGCAGCGCUGCUCUCCCGAAGUCGGCGAAAACCGCGGCUGCACGGGCGACGCAGCCAUCGAUGUCGCCGGAGGAAGCGGCGGAUUUGCUGCUGGACAAGCAGAAAGCCCUGGAGGUCUUCUGGGACAAGGUCUACAAGCCCCCAGAGGCCUUCAAAGAGAACAAGGCAUUGCUCAAGGACAAGAUUGAAGAGGCCCAGGCAAUCGGCAAGGAGGCUCUGCAGCUGAAGACGGAUAUUGACUCUGUCAAGACAAAGCUCUUGAGGCUGCGCACCGAGAGGGCCAUGACGGCGGCGGGCAACGAUUCUGCAGUGGAAGAUGGGCCCGAGGAAGCUGCAGAGGUUCAGGCCAUCGAGCGUCUCAAGGGCCUUUACCGGGAGAAGACCGCGGAGUUGCGCCGCGUGAAGAGUGAUGUGGAGGGCAUUCAGAAGAUGCUGGAGCAGAACCAGGCGAAAGUGCGCCGGGAGUUCGAGAAUUGGUUUUCCGGCCUGCGAGGCCGAGCGCACAUGUCAAGAUUGGACGAGGAGAAGAAGAAGGAGCUGUUCGACAAGGUCACUGGAUCAAGUGGUGCCGGCACGCCCGUGUCCAAAGAAGGCGCACCAGAGAAAGUUUCACCCUCGGCAACCUCAGCCUCGAAGAUCGUGCUGUCGAUGCCACCAUCGGGGACCGCAGCGAGCGAAGAGAAUAUGGCAGCAUACUAUGCAGCCUUUGGCGAGCUGUCUCGAAGAGGAUAA
Molecule: messenger RNA, 2835 nt
Organism: Effrenium voratum
Lineage: Eukaryota; Dinophyceae; Suessiales; Symbiodiniaceae
Source: the annotation of a GenBank genome assembly